Molecule: messenger RNA, 1735 nt
Organism: Hibiscus syriacus
Lineage: Eukaryota; Viridiplantae; Streptophyta; Magnoliopsida; Malvales; Malvaceae
Product: 3-oxoacyl-[acyl-carrier-protein] synthase 3 A, chloroplastic-like
Exons: 8
Coding region: 331-1536 (401 amino acids)
Biological process (GO): fatty acid biosynthetic process
Cellular component (GO): chloroplast
Molecular function (GO): 3-oxoacyl-[acyl-carrier-protein] synthase activity
Source: RefSeq, a predicted model, not a curated record
CAAAAAUACAAGGCUACCCAUUGGAGUUUCCUCAUAUUUGGUUGCCAAAAUCCCUACUUUAUUUUUUCUUUCACUAUUCGGACCUUCCAAAGAUCUUCACCUAGAAACAAACCCCAACUGAAUCCUAUGCUUCACUCUAUUUUUGCUUAAUUGAUUCCCGAAAUUUUAUUUGUUUGAGUUUCUCUUCCUAUUGCGUCCAAAAGAUCAUUGCUUUCUUCCUUUUGUUCAUACGAGGUUUCAAAGCUUUGCCUUUCCCUCUCUCUACCGUUCAUUUUCCAGCUAUAUUUUUAGCUUUUGCUGUUGUGAAGUUGGGUUUCUUUAGGUGUGUAAAUGGCCAAUGCAUCGGGUUUUUUAACACCUUCGGCUCCGACCCUGAGGAGAAAGCUUCAGCCUUCAACAGGCGUUUCUCGAUCUGGGUUUUGCUUCUCUGUAGGAAUCUUUAGGAGGGUAGUGUGCUCAAGUGGCGUUGUAGGUUCUGGGACGCAUGUUUCCCCUUCUCAAUCUCGAGUACCCAAGCUUGUCAGUAAAGGCUGCAAGCUAGUUGGUUGUGGAUCAGCGGUGCCAUCUCUUUCAGUUUCCAAUGAUGAUCUUGCAAAAAUUGUCGAUACUUCUGAUGAAUGGAUAUCUGUCCGCACUGGAAUACGUAACCGACGGGUUAUUUCAGGAAAGGAAAGUUUAAGAAACCUGGCAGUUGAAGCGGCAAGGAAAGCCCUUAAAAUGGCAGAUGUUGAACCUGAUGAUCUCGACCUGAUUCUGAUGUGCACAUCUACUCCGGAAGAUAUUUUCGGUGAUGCUCCCAAGGUCCAAAGAGAGCUCGGCUGCACAAAAUCUCAACUAGCGCAUGAUAUUACUGCGGCAUGUAGUGGAUUUGUGCUGGGUCUGUUCUCAGCUUCUUGCUACAUUCGGGGAGGUGGCUUGCGUAAUGUUUUAGUAAUUGGAGCUGAUGUUCUUUCUCGAUUUGUUGAUUGGGCCGACAGAGGAACAUGCAUUCUCUUUGGGGAUGCUGCUGGUGCUGUCGUAGUUCAGGCCUGUGAUUCUGAGGAGGAUGGUUUAUUAAGCUUUGAUUUGCAUAGUGAUGGUGAAGGUGCAAGACAUCUCGGUGCCCCCAUAAAUGACAACGAAAUCAAUGAUCUGUUGGGUUCUAAUGGUUCGGCAUUAGAAUUCCCUCCAAAAAGGUCCUCUUAUACCUGCGUACAGAUGAAUGGUAAAGAAGUCUUUCGCUUUGCUGUCCGAUGUGUGCCGCAAUCAAUUGAGUCUGCCUUGGAAAAAGCAGACCUCAAAGCAUCGGACGUUGACUGGUUACUGCUCCAUCAGGCAAACCAGAGGAUUAUCGAUGCAGUUGCAACACGUCUAGAAUUCCCACCGGAAAAGGUCAUAUCAAAUCUGGCUAAUUAUGGCAAUACAAGUGCUGCAUCCAUUCCUUUGGCAUUGGACGAAGCUGUUCGAAACGGGAAGGUGAAGACAGGCCACACGAUUGCGGCUUCAGGUUUCGGUGCAGGUCUAACUUGGGGUUCUGCCGUUAUCAGAUGGGGAUGAAAAACUGCCUUGCUGCUACAUUAACCAAUUAGAAAGAAAAGACUAAGUUCUCGCAAAGAGCUGCAAUCGAGGUCCUGGCUCCCCAAUCGAAAACUCUCGCCGAUAAUGCGAUUUUGUGCCUGCAUAAUAUCGACCGGCUCCAUUUUGUCCGGACGAAAUUGGUUUAUUGUAGUUGGCACUGCAAAUAAAUUCUCUUUUU